GUGAAAGCUCCGGAAGUAACCGUUACUCGAACAUAGGCCACUACAUCAUAGGUCAACGUAUAGGGUAUAGGCUACCUCAGCAGCAUGUUCCAAGCUAUUUCAUCUUGGUGGUCACCUGCACCCGCUCCGAAAGAAAAAUAUGAUCCCACAAACCCUAAGAUGAACCCUCUCAACCCGCAGGGUCUUAAACCAUGUUGCGCCUGCCCAGAAACGAAAUCCUCUCGCGAUGCUUGUUUUCUCCAGAAUGGCAACGAAGAAGGCAAAUGUGCUGAGGUACUCAAGAAGCAUGUUGAAUGCAUGCGAGGGCUCGGAUUCGACAUCUAGUUGCCGUCAUUAUACUAUCGGCAACGCCGCUCACGCAGUCUCCGGUUGGCUUGCACCGGACUUUUUGGGCAGUCAUAGAAUAUCCCUUUGUUUCAUUAAUAUCAAGACACGCAGAGGAGUCCACACAUAAUCCCCACUUUGUUUCGUCUAAUGAUAACUCCCCACUCAUUUUCAACGAGAUCACCACGAACAUCACAAACAUUUGAGUGAGAAUAUUGCCCCCUGCGACAGAGUUACGUGGUCCUGGGCCUUCCAUCCGAGUCCAUCCUUUCCCUUCAGAAUUUGGGGUUUGUCAGUUGACAUUCCGCUGACACACGUCAUCUUAGCUUCCUCGCAGUCCAUACUUAUUUCGCCACCAAUACAUUUCCCGCUACGUCAUUUACGUUCCGCGUUGGGUGUUGCAUAAACUGCAGGA
Suillus bovinus is the source of this 739-nucleotide messenger RNA. RefSeq names its product COX17-domain-containing protein. Bases 85 to 324 code for a protein of 79 amino acids. Lineage: Eukaryota; Fungi; Basidiomycota; Agaricomycetes; Boletales; Suillaceae. Gene Ontology annotation, biological process: mitochondrial respiratory chain complex IV assembly. The record is from RefSeq and is a predicted model, not a curated record. Gene Ontology annotation, molecular function: copper chaperone activity; copper ion binding. The transcript has 3 exons. Gene Ontology annotation, cellular component: mitochondrial intermembrane space.